This is a messenger RNA of Pistacia vera, 1772 nucleotides long. RefSeq names its product cyclic nucleotide-gated ion channel 1-like. NCBI's taxonomy places the organism in Eukaryota, Viridiplantae, Streptophyta, Magnoliopsida, Sapindales, Anacardiaceae. The record is from RefSeq and is a predicted model, not a curated record. The transcript is spliced from 8 exons. The coding region runs from base 60 to 1658 and encodes 532 amino acids.
AAGAUUCUUCACUCAAAAAGUCUUUUCUUCUUCUGCUUGGUAACUAUUAGUUGUCGACCAUGGCGGAUCAGGCUCCUUAUCCUUCUGUGCGUUUGAAUAUAGGCCAGGGAAACCAAACAAAUUCAGGCACCGGAAAUUCCCAAAGAAGUCCACAGCAUUCAAAAUAUGAAAAUCAUGGAGCUAAGGGCAUUUGGAGGCUUACAUUUUGGGCAAUUGGAAUUUUAUUGGAUCCAUUAGUGCUCUAUACUUUUUUUGUGGGUGAUGAUAGAAAGUGGGUUCUAGUGGACAAAAAAUUUGGGAUGACAAUUUUUGUUGUUCACACAGUAGUUGAUAUCAUUAAUGUAAUACUUUACAUGAAAUUAGAGCUGCGUGAUGAUUUACAAAAAGCAAAAGGUGCAGGGAUACAUCACACAUGUUGGUCUAUAGUAUGCAUGUUUCCGUUCUCAGUGGUGAUGCUUAUUCUCAUUCCUAUAACAAAAACCCGCGUAGUUUUGCACGGAGUAAUAAUGACUUUUCUAUUGCAAACUCUUCCAAGAGUAGUUCGAUUGUUUAUAUUGUCUGCAGAAGCGAUUCCUCCAUCAGCAACCUUAGGCCUAUGGCUGCUUAAGUUCUUUUAUUUAUACGUGUGUUCGGGUCAAGGGAUUGGAGCCUUGUGGUAUCUCCUAGCCAUAGACACAGAGACCAGAUGUUGGGCGAAAGCGUGCGGGACUCACAAUUAUGACCGCUUCUUACGUUGUAAUGAAAGUUUAGAAGCGUACAAAAUUAUGAAUGAUUUUUGUUCAAGAAAUACAACCGAGUAUGAUUUUGGAGUAUUCCGUGAUGCCCAUCAGUCUGGAAUUCUGGAGAUGAGAGGUUUUGCGAUCAAGAUUUUAUAUUGUUUUCAAUGGGCCAUGCAAAAUAUCAGUGGUUUUGGUUCGAACAUUGAAGCUGUGGGUACUGAUGUACUUGGAAACUUCUUUGUACUUAUCAUAAUUUACACGGCAGUGAUUUUGUUUUACUUUCUUCUCGGACAAAUGCAGGUAUAUCUGCAGUCGAACACGAAAAAAUUAAAGAAGGGAGAAGAGAAGUUGCGAGAGACAAAGCAAUCGACGCACUUCAAAAAGCUGUCUAAGGAUCUCCAAACUGAAGUGAUAAGUGAAAAGCGCAAGGAAAGUGAAACAGGGGACACUGAAGGUGCUAAUAUAGAAAAUUUGUUCGAUGAUCUUUCCGAGGAUCUUAGAAAUGACAUGACUAAAGAAUUCUGCGUAGAACUGCUAAAACAAGUGGAAGAGUUCCAGAAUUGGAAUGAUGCUUCAUUGGAUGACCUUUGUGCUUAUCUGAAGCCAGUUUUCUUUAGUGAGCAGACUUGCAUUAUCCGGGAGAACGACCCAAUUCAUAAGAUGAUCUUUGUGGUUCAAGGCAAGCUGUGGAUCUACACCUCCGAUUCCAAUGAGGAUUCAACAAAUGACUCUUCGAACACAGUGCUUGACAGACAAAGAAAUGAUCCUCUUAAGGAAGUGGUCUUCUGUGGAGAAGAACUUCUGAAUCGGCUUCGGACUAACCCGUCCACAUCAAAGCUCCCCGUCUCAAAACGAACUAUUCAAGCGCUGACAAACGUUGAUGCCUUUGCUCUUAUGGCCUAUGACUUGAAAAAUAUAUUGAUUAAUCGUCGAUCGUGAGCAAUGAAUGGCUGCUCAGGGAGUGAACACAAGCAACACAAUGGAUUGGUCAGAUAGUUUCGUUGUUUGGUUUAUAAUAUAAUCGUGGUUCGUGCUAUAGGCCAGAGAUAUAUC